AUGUCUUUGUUCGUCAAUAAGAAACGGCUCGUAAAGAUUGGAGCCGCCGUCAUACUGUUGCUCACAGUGCAACUCUUUGUCUUUUCACCCAGAAACACAGAGGAACAAUUAUCGCAAACGGGAGAGCCAGGAGCUUUGUCAAUGGUGCCGAUAGAAGCGACGAGCGACAAGUCACAAUCACCGAUACCUGAGGCCGACUCUGGCGACAUCGUGCGAACCGGUGGUGGCUUUAAAUUCACGCAAGAAAACAAUAACUCGCCCGUGGACAGUUUGUUCAAUUUGCUGGUCGAAACGAAGCCCAAGUCCCCUCCUCUAGCAAAGUAUAUCCACGGCGAGAAAGCGCAACAGAAGUUUUCGAGCGACCCCGACUUCCAUUUUAGCGAGAAGUAUUUGAUGGGGCUCUUGGAAAUCAAGGAAACAACAUUGCUAGAUUUGGAAACGCAACAUCAGCACUUUGUCGAUAAAAUACGCGAUCUACCAAUGAGCAUUUUCGGCGACCCGCAGAAGCAGAUCUCUGGAGAUGGAAUUGUGAUGGUCGGAGGAGGGCGCUUUUCCUGGUUGGCGUUGUUGAACAUCAACCAACUUAGAUCCGCAGGCUGCCAAUUGCCGGUGGAGGUGUUCAUCGCGUCGGAGCAGGAGUAUGAGCGAGACUUCUGCGACAGGCUGCUGCCUGCUCUCAAUGCGAAAUGCGUACUUGGUUUUGAAGAGCUCCCCCUGCAGAGGUACAGGGAAAAGCUACGAAUUGACGGGUAUCAGUACAAAAGUUUGGCAAUUUUUGCUUCCGGCUUCAAAAGAGUUCUUCUGCUGGAUGCAGACAACGUUGUAAUACACAAUCCGGAUAUUUUGUUCGACUGGUCUGUGUUUGAGGAAUACGGUCUGGUUUUAUGGCCCGACUGCUGGUCCAGAACCACACAUCCCUAUUUUUACAGAAUAGCUGACAUAGAGGUCGGUGAUCAUCCUGUGCGCGGCCAGUUUAUGGAUAGAGAGUCUCCAGACGAGUGGAAUUAUCACGACUUGCCUGGGACCUUGCCCAACCCGGCCAGCGAGUCUGGCAUGUUGCUGGUGAACAAGGAGAAGCAAGUCGACACUCUAUUCCUGUCACUAUACUACAACAUGUUUGGGCCCUCGCACUACUACCCACUUCUGACCCAAGGAGGAGCAGGACAGGGGGACAAAGACACUUUCAUCGCCGCAGCAUACGCGCUGCGAAAGCCGGUUUAUCAGGUCAAGCAGAACAUGAAGUUCUUAGGGUAUCACGACACCUAUGGCUUCCAUGCAAAGGCUUUAGGACAAUGGGAUCCAACCACAGUCGCAGAGGAGAAAACACCGCCGUACCUGUCUAAUUUCUACGAUUUCCAGAACGAAAACGAUUCCAGGCUGAUGUUCAUGCACUUGUCGUAUCCAAAAUUGUACCCUGAUAAGCUGAGGGACGAGAUUUCGUGGGAGCAAAACGGAGAGCUGAGACACCGCAAGCUGUAUCCUGGCCGACUACCAAAUUCGGCUUAUGGUUUUGAUUUGCGGAUGUGGGAGCUUAUAACGCAGCUGAUUUGUCCACAAUGGACGCCCAACGAAGCAAUAGAUGCCGCCUCUGUGGAGAUCCAGGACAAGUUGACGGGACUUGACCUGCAGUAUAUUAAAAAUUCCAAAGGCAAUGCCGAGUGCGAGAGCUUAUUCUUGCCUCAUCUCGAGUAUUUACGAAGGCACACAUCGACAGAGGAGGAGUUCUAUGUCUAUGAAUAG
Ogataea haglerorum is the source of this 1740-nucleotide messenger RNA. RefSeq lists its product as uncharacterized. The record is from RefSeq and is a predicted model, not a curated record. Gene Ontology annotation, cellular component: Golgi apparatus. Gene Ontology annotation, molecular function: alpha-1,2-mannosyltransferase activity. Gene Ontology annotation, biological process: mannan biosynthetic process. Lineage: Eukaryota; Fungi; Ascomycota; Pichiomycetes; Pichiales; Pichiaceae. The coding region runs from base 1 to 1740 and encodes 579 amino acids. The transcript has a single exon.